UCUUUAAAGUACGGAUCAUCAAAGUAAAGUUAAAGUGGGAAAAAAAUUGCAAGUAUGAAACUGCUAGUGUGACUGUGUCUAAAGAUUACCAUAAACAAUCUCACCCUCUUCUUCUUUAUAAAUUCCUUAUCAACACCUCUUUCACACCACACACAGAAACACCUCUCAAUUAUUUUGCUCCAUUUUUCUCUCUCCUCCUUCCCUUGUUUUCAUCAUCUUUUCGUGAAUGCCCACAAAGUGUUUGUUGUUUUGCCUCACUGAAAAAAAAAAAAAAAAAAUUUAACCCAGAAAACUGUUCUGAAAACUUGUGUGAAAAAUGGGGGCUGAAAGGCCAAAAGUAGUGAUAAUUGGUGCAGGAAUGGCGGGUGUGACAGCAGCAAACAAGCUGUACACAGCAGCAGGUGGGAAACAGACUUUUGAUUUGUGUGUUGUUGAAGGUGGGAAGAGGAUUGGGGGUAGGAUUAACACUACUGAGUUUGGUGGUGAUAGAAUUGAGAUGGGUGCUACUUGGAUUCAUGGGAUUUCUGGGAGUCCAGUUUAUGAGAUUGCUACAAAAAUCAAGUCUUUAGAGUCUGAGAAACCAUGGGAAUGUAUGGGUGGUUUGUUUGAGGAGAAACUUUCCAUUGCAGAAACUCGGGCCGAAGGCGGGUUUGUGGUUAAUCCUGAUGUUGUUGACCCAAUUUCAUCACUUUUUCAUAGAUUAAUGAGUGUUGCUCAAUGUAGCCCUGAAAAGGGUGGGAAGCAGGUGAGCAGCAUUGGCUCAUUUCUGAAGAUUGGGCUUCAAGAGUUCUGGGAUUUGAGAGGUGGAAAGGUUGAAGAAGAUGAUGAUAAUGUUUGUGGGAAUUGGAGCAGGAAAAUGGUGGAAGAAGCUGUUUUUAGUGGAUUUGAGAACACACAGAGAACAUAUACUGGUGCUGGUGAUCUGUUUAGUUUAGAUUAUGCUGCUGAAAGUGAGUACAGGAUGUUUUCUGGGGACGAGAUCACGAUCCCUCGUGGUUAUAUCACCAUUGUUGAGUCCUUAGCUUCAGUUUUACCUCCUGGAAUGAUCCAGUUGGGUAGGAAAGUUGUCAAGAUUGAGUGGCAUAAUAAUGAUGAAGAAGAUGAUGAUGAUCAUUGUGGUAGUAGUAUUAUCAGUAGUUGUAACAGCAGACCUGUGAAACUGCAUUUUUCUGAUGGGUCAAUUAUGGAAGCUGAUCAUGUCAUUGUGACAGUUUCAUUAGGAGUACUAAAAGCUGGAGUAGUAGUCAGUGAUGAAGAAUCCGAAUCCAAAUCUGGGUCAGGUUUGUUUAGCCCACCACUCCCUUUUGUGAAAAGGGAUGCAAUUUCGAGGCUUGGGUAUGGUGUUGUCAACAAAUUGUUCUUACAGUUAACCCCAUCAUCAUCAGAAGAAAGUAAUGGUCAAGAAGAAGAAUUUCCCUUUAUGAAAAUGGCGUUUUUUCGGUCUGAUUCGGAGUUUAGGUAUAGGAAGAUACCAUGGUGGAUGAGGAAAACAGCUUCUAUUUACCCAAUCUAUGACAAUUCAAGAGUCUUGCUUUCAUGGUUUGCUGGUAAAGAAGCUCUAGAGCUCGAGUCUCUCGAGGAUGAGGCGAUCAUCGAUGGUGUUUCGACUACAUUAUCGAGCUUUAUCUCAAACUCUAACCCUAAUCAAUUCAAUCAUCUAUGCAAUGGGAAAAAGGAUUCAAAGUUUGAGUUCAAGAAAGUGUUGAGGAGCAAAUGGGGCACAGACCCUUUGUUCUUGGGAUCAUAUAGCCAUGUUGCAGUGGGAUCUAGUGGUGAUGAUUUCGACACACUGGCUCAACCACUGCCUAAAAUCAUCCUCGAGACUACAACAACAAAGACGACAACAACAACAACAACAACAACAACAACAACACGUUCACCACCACCACCUCUACAAAUCCUCUUCGCCGGGGAAGCAACACAUAGAACUCAUUACUCCACAACUCAUGGUGCUUACUUCAGUGGUUUAAGGGAAGCCAAUAGGCUUCUUCAUCACUACCACUUGGUCAAACACAUUACUACUACCGACAUUCAGUAAAAUCGGUAUUUGGUGGAAUCCUGAGUAAGCGUCCAUGAAGCUCAUCAUGGCAUGCCCUGCCGUGGAGUCUGCCAAUCGGUCAAUUUUUGGCAAAGGGAAACUGUCUUUUGGACAAGCUUUGUUCAAGUCUGUGUAGUCUAUGUUGCAACAAAAUAGGGGAUUGUCUGAAAUAUUACAACUUGAAUCACGAAGGAGGGUUUUUUUCUUGAUCCACAGGGGCCAGAAGAGGUAUAUGGUGGAAUCCUGAGUAGGCGUCCAUGAAGCUCAUCAUGGCAUACCCUGCCGCGGAGUCUGCCAAUCGGUCAAUUUUUAGCAAAGGAAAACUGUCUUUUGGACGGGCUUUGUUCCACAACAAAAUAGGGAUUGUUGAGUAUUUUCCUUGUUUCUUUAAUAUUUUUUUUCUCUAGUGGUUUUUAAUAGAUUUUGUACAACAAUAUAGUACUAGUUUCAUGUGUUGGGUGUCCAGAAUCAGACAGCUUAGGUAAGGAUCAUUUAAGUAUCACCCCCCGUUUGGUGGGUUUGUCUCCCUCCUAAUGGACAGUUUACUUCUGUUUAUUUUGUUACUUAGGACCUCGAUCUCUAAAUUUGUUAAGAAAAAAAAUGCAAGAUAUUAGUAGUUGUGAAAAAGAGAGGUUGAAUUGGGACAGCUAUUUUUUAUAGAUGAACAAAAAGAAGCUUCUUUUGAAUCUUUAUACGAAGUAUCUUGUUUUGUUGUUGUGCUA
Spinacia oleracea (spinach) is the source of this 2760-nucleotide messenger RNA. Its product is annotated as probable polyamine oxidase 5. Lineage: Eukaryota; Viridiplantae; Streptophyta; Magnoliopsida; Caryophyllales; Amaranthaceae. The coding region runs from base 317 to 2038 and encodes 573 amino acids. The transcript has a single exon. The record is from RefSeq and is a predicted model, not a curated record. Gene Ontology annotation, molecular function: polyamine oxidase activity.